Messenger RNA from Arabis nemorensis, 552 nucleotides. The record is from the annotation of a GenBank genome assembly. Lineage: Eukaryota; Viridiplantae; Streptophyta; Magnoliopsida; Brassicales; Brassicaceae.
AUGCAUCCAGAAACUUGGCUUGAUUUUCCUCUCGAUCCUGACGAAGAUCUUGAUGAUUUGGAAAUGUCUGAUGCACAAAGAGGUCAUGCUUUAGCUAUAGAACGUCUAGCUCCAAGGUUAGCUGCACUGAGAAUAGAACUUUGUCCAUGCCAUAUGAGUGUUGGUUACUUCUGGAAAGUCUAUUUUGUUCUUCUUCUUUCAAGGCUCAAUAAACUCGAUGCUCAGCUUUUGUCUUCUCCGCAGGUGAUGGAAGCAAGAGCAUUGUGGAUGAAAGAGCUUCAGAAUCAAACCCAUUCUUCAAAAGAAGGUAGAGAUAUUCUCGAGGAGGAAGACAUUACACCGUCUACUUCGAAUUACUACCAUCAUGCUCCUCCUGAGUUUUUGUCUCCAAGAAUAUAUGCCUUUGAACCUCCUUCAAUCAUUUAUCACGAUUUCGAAACGGGAAAUCGUGUGUUUGAUAACGCUCAUGAUCUCGAAGGCGACGACGAUAUAAGCAGCUUAGCACUCAAAUCUAAGAUUACCCCAAAGAGCACAGACCAAAAAGGAACAUAA